This is a messenger RNA of Clunio marinus, 207 nucleotides long. The record is from the annotation of a GenBank genome assembly. Lineage: Eukaryota; Metazoa; Arthropoda; Insecta; Diptera; Chironomidae.
AUGAAUACUCAUUUGAAUAUAAGCUUAUCCUAUCAGACAGCCGGCGAUGCUCCAAUUAAUGUAAAUUCUAAAUUUAGAUUCAUGAAAUCACAUCCGCAAGUGGGUAAAAAGUUUGGCAUCACAUGUGCUAUCAAUCAUCAGCUGAAUUUCAAUCGCAGUAAAGUGAACAUUGUUAAUGAGCACUUAGCUCAGUUUUCGAGGUUUUAA